AUGAUGGUGUCACGAAUAAUCCUGCUUCUUAUACUCCAUAAUGUCAAUGGCGAGUUAAUUGCCUCCCAAGUAGUAAGUGUUUUCAUUACUAUCUACUGCUUUAUCUAGUUUACACGCCAUGGUCAACGAUUUCCGACUGAUUUCAUUCGUUUUCCAACCGAAAAAAACACAAAGGUAAAUGAAAUAUACGAGCCUGGAGAGUUGACCGAAACCGGGCUCAAUCAGGAAUACGAACUGGGAUUCAACUUAAAACAAUACUACGGUGAUUUUCUCGGGAAUACCUACAGACCAUCCCAACUGAGAGUAUGGGCAGGGAAUGACAACAGGACCAUCACCAGUGCUCAGGUUGUACUAGCCGCUCUUUUUCCCCCCAGGGCACAACAAGUUUGGAAUAAUCAAUUGAAAUGGCAACCAGUGCCGGUCCAUACUCAAGGAAUUCUGGAUCAGGUAGACGCGGAUUGAGUGAAACUUCCGUUUUUGGCCCGCCCACAAAAAAUUUUUCCGUGCUGCUACCCGGCUUUGAAAUGAAAGUUUUUUGUUCAUGUUGACGGAAACUUUGCGUCAAGUGAUGAUCGGACUAGAACUCAAUAAAACACCAAUGAUAUCGUCUUUUUCCCACUUUAGACAUCACCCCUACUUUCUCGUUCUCAACCUACAGUCUGCAAAAAAAUCAAGACAUUAGAGUUAGGGUUCGGACGGGGUAUAAAUAUAUCCGGGUAUAUACCCAAAUACCCCCAAAGCCGGGUAUUUUCGGGUUUUUAUGUGGAAUUUUCCGAAGCACUUUUGCGUUAAAAAAUGUGAAAAAAGUGGAAUUUGGUCAUAAAAAAUCAAUGAACGCUGUGACUAAAUGUCAAAUUAUGACAUUUAGUCAUAAUUUGUUUGUUUUUUGUUCAAAACGUGGUUUUGAGGUCGAAAACUAGUUAGCCAGUUGCCGGAGUCGGAAGAUGAAAUGGAAAAAGAAUUAAAUAUGACUGCGAAAUAUUGGACUUGUUAAAUUGUUUCAUUGUUUAAGUACUCGUUCUGUUUGUUGUAGUUGGGAAGAUCAAGAAUAUCACUCCAAACAUGAUUUAGUUAAUGAUUAAGUUGCAAACGACUUCAUAUUCGUACUAUACUGGGCUAAUUUAGGCUAAUUUUACAAAUACCCAAAUAUACCCGAGAUUUCGGGUAUAUACCCACGUGGUGAAUAUACUCCAAUUUUCCGAACCCUAAUUAGAGUGGGCCAAAACACCGAAGUUUUUAUGCUCUUGAUUACAAUUAAUUACGUUGAAGGUGUCUUUCGGAGCUUUGGAUUACUGUCCAUCAUUCCUGCACGACCUGGUGAACAGCACAGGAAAUGUCAAGUUCAUGGAAUCACUGAAGCCGGAGAUUCUUGUUCUUCAGAAUCUGACUGGUAUUAAUAUUACAGACUUGAACAUUCUCCAGAAGGUGGUGGAUGCCCUGGUCUCCCGUUCUGACAUCCCCGAUCUUCUUCCUCUUCCUUCCUGGGCCAAUGCUUCUCUGAUCUCUUUUUGGGAGGGUCUCCAUCAUAUUUUCCAUCAGAAAUUCAUCACUUUAAUGAAAGAACCGACCGGAGGAUGGCAUUUUAAUCAAAUUAUCAGUGAGUUUGAUAAUACAUUGAAUCAGAGGACCAAACACAAGUUCAUACUUUAUUCGGGACAUGACUCCAAUAUGAUGACAUUGGGUAUUUACUUGAAUAUCUCGGUGAUUAAGGAGAAAUUGCAGCCAGUUGGAAGUUACCUGGCUUUUGAUUUGUCCAAGGAGGGUAAUGAAACUGUCAUAAGAGUAAGUUUUCUUUCGGAAUACUCGUCUUAUAUAUCACAUUGUGGUUACUCUAAUUAUAGGUGUUCUUACACAAUAAAUUGAAUGGCUCAAGGGUUCAUUUAAAGAUCGACCAAUGCCCCGAGCCCUGUUUCUACAAGACUUUCAAGGAUCUUGGAGAUCCUGUAUCUACCAUCGACUUCGUAUCUGCCUGUUUGGGCGAGGAUAUUACUGUAGGAGAUGAUCAGACCGUCCUUUACGGAGUCAUAUCUAGUGAGUAGUUGUAGAGUUGACAACACUUUUAAAGGUCUCUUAAUAGUGGUUACCAUCCUGUUGGGCACCGUAAUGGUGUUGUUAUUUAUGUCAAGGAGAACGUGGAAAAAAAGGUAUCAUAGACUGGCCAAGGAAGAGAGAAGACCGUUGUUACAGCAAUCAUAG
Messenger RNA from Bursaphelenchus xylophilus (pine wood nematode), 2196 nucleotides. The record is from the annotation of a GenBank genome assembly. NCBI's taxonomy places the organism in Eukaryota, Metazoa, Nematoda, Chromadorea, Rhabditida, Aphelenchoididae.